Molecule: messenger RNA, 1218 nt
Organism: Penicillium brevicompactum
Lineage: Eukaryota; Fungi; Ascomycota; Eurotiomycetes; Eurotiales; Aspergillaceae
Product: DNA-directed RNA polymerase I subunit RPA43
Exons: 1
Coding region: 1-1218 (405 amino acids)
Biological process (GO): DNA-templated transcription initiation
Cellular component (GO): RNA polymerase I complex
Source: RefSeq, a predicted model, not a curated record
AUGAAAAAAAAAAAGUUCUCGACUUCAGAAAGAAGCACCCAAUCCCUCCACAUCGAACCCAGCUCCGUGGAGCGCUCAAUUGCGCCCAACAUGGCAGUCGACGCAAUGGAUAUCGACGCCCUUCCUCUGCGCACCGCAGACGCAGAGCGCAAGCGCAAAUCCAAAACCAAGGAUUCAUCAUCAACCAAGAAGCGCAAGCAAGAUACGCCAGAGUCCCCAUUCACCCUCAAAAAAGCAACUCUUUACCUCCCUCUCUCGCCAAUCUCUAUCUCGCCAACACAUGCGCAAGCUUCGCUUCUGGCAGAGCACCUUUCACCCCUCCUGCUCACCUACUACCCGCCGCUGAAAGGUGUGGUCAUGGCGUACUCCAAUGCCUCGAUCUCCAGCAAACCGCCUUCCCCGACUUCCGCGCCCUCAGAGAACCCCCAGCCGCUGACCAACGCUACCACUGCGGAUGAGUACGGUGUUCUGUACGUCUACUUGACCGCCACCUUCUUGAUCUUCCGGCCUCAGCGCGGCCAAAUCCUCGACGGCUGGGUCAACGUUCAAUCGGAGGGUUUCCUAGGAGCGGUAGUCUUCAAUCUCUUCUCCGUCGGCAUCGAACGCAAGCGUCUGCCGCAGAACUGGAAGUGGGUCCCUCCCGGCGAGGAGACCGAGGCCACGGACGACGACUCGGGAUCUGAUAAGGACAUGGCCGAGUUCAACGCUGAGAAGGAAGGUUUCCAGCCUGCUACGCUGGACGAAGAGGAGAUCCCUCUCGAGGGCGAGGAAGAGGAAGAGUCCGCGCACAGUGGCUACUUCCAAUCCGUUUCUGGGCACCGCGUGCGCGGGUCUGUGCGCUUCCGCGUUGUCGAUGUCGAUGUCAUCCCUGGGUCUGAGCGAGACAGCGGAUUCCUCAGUAUCGAGGGUACGAUGUUGGGAGAGGAGGAGGAGCGGAAGCUUCUCGAGUCUGAAAGACAGGGACAGUCCCUGCCUCCUUCGUUCUUCGCUGUGCCCAAGGUGAAUGCUUCAAUUCCUGUUAGCAACACACCGGCCGCAGAGGUAGUCGAGGAAGUCGAGACUGCAGAUGUGCAUCUUGACAGUCCCAAGAAAGAGAAGAAGGAGAAGAAGGAAAAGAAAGAGAAAAAGAAAAGAAAGAGACAAAGGACAAAUCCGAGAAGAAGGAGAAAAAGUCCAAGUCUUCCAAGAAGUAAACCAACUCAUAUAUAUGAGCCCUGA